This is a messenger RNA of Spodoptera exigua (beet armyworm), 2793 nucleotides long. The record is from the annotation of a GenBank genome assembly. Lineage: Eukaryota; Metazoa; Arthropoda; Insecta; Lepidoptera; Noctuidae.
CUUAAAACUCGCGAACGCGUUGUGCUGUCUGCAGCAACCCGCGAGUGUCACAAUAAAAAAAAUCGCAAAAACUAAAUGAUUUUUGUGUGAAAUAAACAUUUAUUGUUAACUUUCAAGUUCUGUACAGUGUUAAAUGUUUGAUGGAAGUGUAUUUGCGGUCUGCUGAUGCUACAUUAACUAGAAACAGAUCAAAAUCAGCCAAUCACUCGCCGCUACACAACAAAUGGAUUAGCCUUAUAUUAUAAUAUAAGCCAAUCAAAUUAGACUAAGCGUAACAAUGUCUCGUCACAUAGUCACCGUCUGUAUGUUCUGCCUACUUUGCGCAGCGCAUUCAUGCGGCUCACACAUAGACAUACAAAACGAUGGCGUACUAACAUACGAUGCUAAAAUAAACGAUGUCGACCAUUUAAAUAUAGAUUUAGAAGAGAAAAGAAAACUCCCUUCGAGAUAUCAUCAGAAACUCCAGAAGAUAAGACAAGGGAAGGCUAAGAGGGAGAUCAAAGUGAACCCAGAUACGUAUGUGACGCAGAUAUUUAGGUUAUACGGUGACGCUGGGAGUAUGACGAUGAAUUUGACCGGGUUCAAUAAGAUGCUAGAAGAAUUAGAUCUACAUAAGUUAGUUGAAGGUGGUGAGAGGAGCGAGAGCCGAGGAUACUUCCACGGGCAGAAUGGAAAAGAGGAUGUUGUUAAUUGUAUGAACAGCUCCGACCUAAUCACAACAGUGAACACGAGGUUAAAACCCCCACACGACCAUUCACACCCACACUCACACUCAGAACAUGGCGACCACGACCACGAGUCUGACGCCAUCAUCACAGAAUCCACUCUACAGACAAUAUGUCCCAUCCUCCUAUACCAAAAACUAGCCAAUACCUCAAUAGAACGCACAGGAUGUAUAAAGGAAACCAGCAUAGGAAGAAGAACUGAUGUCACAAUAAAACACGUGCCAGAAGAAAGCGCGUACCACAAAAACAUGUAUGCAGUCUGGCUAUAUUCAUCCUUAUGUAUAUUAGCGAUAAGUGCCUGUGGUCUUCUAGGAGUAGCCGUGAUACCAAUCAUGCAUAAAACCUACUACAAUCACCUCCUACAGUUCUUAGUAGCGUUGGCGGUUGGCACGCUCUGUGGAGAUGCCCUUUUACAUUUAAUGCCUCAUGCUAUGAGUCCAGCUCAUGACCAUGGAGCUCAUGGAGAGACAGAGAUAGAAGCACGAGCUUCGCAUGACGAUGGCAUGUGGAAGGGGCUCGCAGCUAUGUUAGGAGUAGUGUUCUUCUAUUUCACUGAAAAGGGUCUAACAGUUGUAGUAGAAUGGAGGAAACGUCGCCAGAAGUUGGAGGAAGACAAGCUCCCAAGCAGGGUCCGUGUCCUUAAAGACGAAACUGUAGGAGGUUGCUCAGGAGGCUCCAAAGCUGCCAUAACGAACUCCACAUCAAAUUCUCUGCUAAAAAUCUUUAAGAGAGACGAAAAGGGUGAUCCUACAACGAAGACUUGUAAGCACAAGUAUUCGGAGUACCCUUACUGUUAUGACGAGAUCGACACGGAUACUCAUGAUGACCAUCACUUAAGGGACGGUAUACCAUCAAGUCCGAAGCAUGGGAAGAAGCAUAAUAACUCUGUAAGCGUAGUAUCCUCGAAUGCUCUUAACGCAGAAGGUAAAGAAGAACCGACGGCUAAGGAUUGGCUUCUGAAAGCCGAGUCUACUCCAGCGGUGGUGGAAAUGAACAAUAUCAAGCAUAAAGAAGAUGGCUCUAAAGAUCUCAAGGAUGGAGACAGCUAUACUGUUAUUUUAAGAGAGCACUCGAGGGCACAUCACGGGCACUCUCACGCACACGGGCACGUGCACGCUCCCCCCUCCUCCAUCGCCUCCGUCGCCUGGAUGGUCAUCAUGGGAGAUGGGCUGCACAACUUCACGGACGGCAUGGCUAUUGGUGCUGCGUUCGCGUCCAACAUAGCUGGUGGUUUCUCAACGGCUAUAGCGGUGCUGUGCCACGAACUGCCUCAUGAAUUGGGAGACUUCGCGGUCCUUCUGAAAGCAGGGAUGUCGGUGCGACGCGCAGUGGCCUACAACGUGCUAUCAUCAGGUCUGUGCCUCCUAGGCAUGGUGUGUGGUGUACUGGCUGGUCAUGCCCCGUCAGCCACCCGCUGGCUCUUCGCAGCCGCCGCCGGCAUGUUCCUCUACAUCGCUCUCGUUGAUAUGAUGCCAGAGCUCAGUACAUCGCAUAGCAAAGAAGGCACACUCUGCCAGUGUGUCCUACAACUCAUGGGGCUAGCAACAGGCAUCGGCAUCAUGCUGGUCAUAGCCCUCUACGAAGAAGACCUUAAGACAUUAUUCGGCUAAACUUACCUUUGCUAGUGCACCAAAUCCUGUGCAAGUGCGACAAACCCUGUGCAAGUGCGACAUAACCUGUGCAAGUGCGACAUAACCUGUGCAAGUGCCCAAAAAAUGUGAAUAAUGUGUAAUUAAAACCAGUGUUAGUGCCAAUUGGACUUGAUAACAUGUUUAGCUAAGUGAACCAAUGGUCCCUGACCAUAGUGUAUAGUUAAAAGUGAAUGAGAAAUGCAUAUAAAUGAAGUUUUUCUGAAUUGACAGUACUCUCUCGAAUACAUUUUGGGUUUUUUUCAGUGUAUUUUUGGUGCUAAGCUGUUUGUGUAGAUUUAACUUUUGUGUCAAAACGGCAAUGUUGUUAUUUGUAAAGUUAAUAUUAAAAUCGUCCUUUUGGUAAAGUGUGUCAAAAUAUAAUACGGUAGUUUCCAACUAGUCAAAUUCAAUACUUUUAUCCAAAUGUCAAAACCGAU